AUGAGUGAUAAACCGAAAUCCCCACGAAAACGCCGCACACGCCAUCGUUACAAGAAGCAUGCAAAAGGCAAGUCGACGACCAACAGCCGUGCGGAGGAGAGUGAAGGAAAACCGGGGGCAGAAGGAGAAGCAGCGCUAUCGCCCUCAGCAACACCAGCCCCUCAGCAAUCCCUGUCCGUGCUACCGGAAGAACCACCGCAUCGUAGGGUACUACGAGCGAAGCUUGAUCCAGCGUUCGUACAGGAGGAGCGAGAAGUACGGGCAUCGCUGGACAGUCGGAGGACUCUCGAUCACGGUACCGCGGAACUAACACAAGAUGGCAAACAGCAGUCACCGUUACAUCCGAUGGACCGAGAGAUUCUCUUCUUCACUGACUCCCUACCAGAGGACGUGUUCUAUGAUGCAGAGGAAGGACCCUCCAACGUGACGACAAUCGAGCGUAAAACGAAUCACCCAGUCCAGUCACCGAGAUCCUCAAAAUCCUCGAAUGAUGCGGACUCCCCAACGCACCUCACUUCGUCCUACUUUCAGCCCGACGAUACCACGGUAGUGGUGGUUCCAUGGAAAACGCAAAAGCUGGACAGACCAGACGAUAGUCUGCUGUUCUAUCAACCCGAUCGCAACUUCACGCUUCCCAGAGCGAUGCUGAAAGAGGUACGCGUGGAUUCGAGUGUCAGCAUCGAGAAUCCGAUCCGCUUACCGAACGUAAGCGUGGCCAACAAGAACCGUUUGAUGAACCGUCUGGUGGAGGAAGAGCACGAUGAGUGGUUCGAUGCGUCCGGUGAACUAAUCGGUUUCCAGCGCUAUAUGGCCAGCGAACGUGUUCGAGGUUUCUGUAGCAAAACCUUCGAUCCGUUCUUCGUCGAGCCGAUUCCUUUGUCGAAAACCCUCGAACAACUGCCCAUGGAGCGAACGGUAAAAAUUUUGAUCGGAAAGCUGCGGUUCGAUGCGCAUCCUUCCUUCGAACCAGUAGUCCGAAAGCGGCUCAAGUUGGAACAGCUCUACCGGCAAUACUACCGUACACGACGAUUGAACCGCGUGGAGGCGCUCGAAGAAAAACUACGGGAACUACGGGCAAACGAAGGAGACAAUCGAGACGAAGGUUUCGAUGAGUUUGGUUUCAAAAUGGCGCGUCGGGAGCUGCGCAAGCUCAUCUACCAAGAGAUGCGUACGGAGCGAACACUCGCUACUCAGAUACUGGAACUUUGGGACGAGCUAAAGGAACUGGAUUGUGGGCUUAAACUAACCGUGGUCAACGGUACUAAUAACCAGGACGACAUCGACAUGAAUGCGUUGCAGGAGCGUUACACACUCGAACUGCGUGAAUCGCUGGAAGAGGAGCACGAACUGUAUCUGCGGGACAAGCAGGAGUACAAGGCGUACUUGCGUGAUUUGGAACUGGAGGAGGAGGGCAUAGGUGGUGCCGAUGAGCGACCAUCGAUGGUUAAACCUAGGAAACCUGACACGGCCCGGCUGAAACAUGAGUUUCGCCAGUUGUUCGAUGAAACGUUUGGUGGGGCUGAUGAUUUACCCCCGACGAACAUUCUGUUGCAACGAGUUCGUGGUACGGAAGGAACGGAUGGGGACACGAGCCACCGAGCAACGCCGGGUAAGGAUCUUCAAUUCAAAGCCAAACUGUUCAUCGACGGUAGUCACGUGGCAUCGACCAAGGCACGUCACUUUCAAGACGACGUGCUGGUCGACUUUAACACUUCGUUCGGCAUCAAGCUUACGAGCCGGAUACCGGAAUCGGUGGCCGUUCAUUUGUACGAGAAAAAUCGGUUAAAGGUGAAAACGAAGCGUGCGGAACUGUUUGUUCCCGUGCCGAGCCGCGGAGAAUUAUUCGAUGAAAGCGAGUACGUGGAUUAUCAGUUCACCUGCGGCAAACCUUACAAACCACAGUCCUACGCUAAUGGGAGCAUCGAGCUUAAAGUGGGUUGGCUGGAGCAGGCUGGUUCGUCUUUUCCCAGUCCUAGCCGAAGGCGAGUUGUGCCACGGCAUAUUAAGCUUUCCAGCGAGCAAAUUCACCGGUGGUUCGAGGACCACGCGCUCAACCACGAGGAGGAUCUCGAUCCGCAACAACUACAGACACUGACCAUCGCUCAAAAUCAAUCAAAGUCAGCACCAACGGAACAAGAUGACGAAGCACCGCCGGUGUUCCGGUUUAACGAAGAUUUGCUUGCCUUCUGCUCAGAGGAAACCAUCGAGCGUAACGAACGGUUACAGAUGCUAACUAAACGAUUCAACCGGACGCUCAAGUACCGCGAUGCAAAGUUUAUUCCACAGAGCGAGCGAGAACUCGCGUUUACGGGCUAUGAUGAUCACGAAGAGCAAAGGAAAAUCAUCGACGAAACGCUCGGUACCGAUCCGAUCGAUCUGCAGCGCCAUCGCGGAAAGCGAUACUUGCAGCAGGUUUACGACAUCAUAAGCAACCACUGCCGGGUGCUGACACAGGACAAGGUGAACAACAAUCUGCUGAUCGGUGCCGAUCAGGUACUCUCGUUCGGGGCUCUUAGCUUGGCGUUUUUGGAAAUUUUUGGCCCACGGCGCCCACUGAAACCGUCACGUCGCUCACCAACCAGUCGCGCCUCCAUACGCGUGACCGAUGUGACGCAUUUCCGGCUAGUCGUUACGAUUGUGCGAGCAUUCGGGAUACCUAUGCGCACCGAGGACAGUCAGUCGAGUGCAGCGGACGAUGGGCGGCGACACAGUAAUAUGUCUUCGAUCGGACGAUUCUCAUUUCGUACCUCGAACGUUCGGCCGUACAUUACGGUCUCGAUUAAGGAUCGCGUGUUGCGUACUUCGACGGCAGAUGGGACGGCUCCGACCUGGAAUGAGCAGCUUGAGCUUCCACUGGAUAUUGCGAGCGAUCAGAUCAGGAAACAUCUGCAUAUCGAUCUGUACGACGAACAUCUGGAGAACCUCCUGGACGACGAUCGAGCACGCCCCACCGAGAUGUAUCAGCGCAUUUCGAGCCGGUGGUUGGGCCAGCUGCGGAUUCCCAUCAGUACUGUCUAUCUCAAUCAGCGGUUGGAGGGCACGUUCGAGAUCAAAACGCCACCGAUUCUGUUUGGAUACGACCGUCAGCAGCAGCAACAGGAUAAGCAACCGUCGCAACCAGGAUAUCCGACGCCGGAGCUACAGGAAAGCUAUGGUACCGCUGCGAUGAUGGCUUUCAUCGGUUCUAGCGGUACCACGAACUUGCCUGAUGUACGCGAACUGACUCAUGUAUCGUUGUUCAUCAGCCUGGAACCGCCAGUUGAGAGACCGUUGAUUGAUACGGGUGGACUGGAAUGUGCUGAGCUAGAUCAGGUCAGUGCGAGGGUUAGUCUCUGGUUCCAGGAGUAUCGGCACGAGUUCCCGGCGAGAGCGAUCGUCAGUCCCAUGGUCACCCUGCUCGGGGGAAAGCGUGUCUGUGCAACUCGAUUGUUGGGACCGCUACCGGUACCUUUUCCGAUCGAUGAAAAGUCGGAAAUGAUGAUCAGACGGUAUGUGUCACUGAUUCCCGUCCAUCAUACCAUCGAUCCGUGUUCUCAAUUAAGUGGUAUUUGGUUAACGAACAAGGAGAUCCUAACGAUGAUGUGUGCCUCCCCGAAGGAUCUCGGUGUUUUGCUGGUUUGCUUCUAUCUCGAGUUGGGGUACGAUGUGUGGCUCAUCUUCGGCAACAGUGUGCUGAUGGGUGAUGGUACCUUCGUGCUGCUGCUAGACGGUGGCGAGUACUUCAUUGUCGAUCCGUGCAGUGGACGGAAGUAUAGCAGCACCGAUACAUACUGUCCGCUAAGCCGCAUCUAUCUGAUCGUUGGAACCGACAACAUCUGGGGGAACAUUCAAAAGGAGAACCGCGUCUUCCUGACGCAGCUUGAUGUACGCAAAUCCGGUUACUGGAGGGCCCUUUUCAACCGAUUCAACGAACCACCGACCGGUUGCGUACAGGAGACUGCAUUCCCGUUCCAGGAAGCCCUCACUGUUCGCGAUCUUCAGCGUACGAUCGAGCGGAAAUUAAUGAGAAAAAUUUCCACCUGGCGAACACAUCGAAAAACUGUGUGGAACAGGUAUAUAAACGAGCAACUACGAGGCACACUAAUUAGCUUGGAGCAGGAUACAUGCCUAGAAGUUGACACAGACCGCUAUAUGGCUGAGGAGUUUGGCCAAAUGUUUGUCUCGUACAAGAUAAACGGAUUUCCUAUCAACAUGCCCUACACGAAUCUCUCAACAAUUGUGGCGCAGGUGAAGGGCACCGGUAUUCAUCUAAACUCAGCAGCCGAUGUCGAGUUUGCACUCGGUGUGCACAUUAAACCGUAUCCCUGUAAUGUGUAUUCGGUUUGGGUUUUUCUCAUGUCACUCGUACCGCGAGUGUAA
Anopheles darlingi is the source of this 4359-nucleotide messenger RNA. It is a transcript of the gene Cc2d2a, whose product is annotated as coiled-coil and C2 domain-containing protein 2A. The record is from RefSeq and is a predicted model, not a curated record. The transcript is spliced from 7 exons. The coding region runs from base 1 to 4359 and encodes 1452 amino acids. Lineage: Eukaryota; Metazoa; Arthropoda; Insecta; Diptera; Culicidae. Gene Ontology annotation, biological process: protein localization to ciliary transition zone; non-motile cilium assembly. Gene Ontology annotation, cellular component: ciliary transition zone.